Eupeodes corollae is the source of this 861-nucleotide messenger RNA. RefSeq lists its product as uncharacterized. NCBI's taxonomy places the organism in Eukaryota, Metazoa, Arthropoda, Insecta, Diptera, Syrphidae. The record is from RefSeq and is a predicted model, not a curated record. The transcript has a single exon. Bases 1 to 861 code for a protein of 286 amino acids.
AUGCCCGGUGAUAAUCAAUCAAGUGAUCAAAACGGAUCAAACGUAACGAAUCCACCACCACCAUCGGUACAAUCGAGUCCCCCUCCGGUAGAAGUAGAGUCAAUUAGAAUUCGGCUUCCUACAUUUUGGAAUUCCAAUCCGGUCACAUGGUUUAUCCAAGCAGAAGCACAAUUCACAGUGCAUAGAAUAACCAGUUCUGAGACAAAAUACUGUCUCACGGUUGCCGCUCUGCCACCAGACACCUGUGACUCGGUAAUUGACAUUCUUUCAAAUCCACCUAAUACAAACAAGUACCUCGCACUUAAAACGGCACUCGUAGAACGCCAUUCGGUUUCCGAAAUAAAACGUUUAGAAACCCUCAUUGACAAAGCAGACAUUGGUGACCGAAAACCAUCGGAAGUAUUACGAUCGAUGAAAAUGCUUGCUGGUACCUCUUUUAAUGACGAUAUUGUCAAAAAUCUGUGGAUGCGUCGAUUACCUCAACCAAUUAAUAUCGCUUUAUUAUCGGUCGGUCAAAAAUCUCUAGAAGAAUUAUCAUCUCUCGCUGACAAAAUUUACGAAGCUUCACAAAAUACAAGCAUUUGUAGUCUUUCCACCACUCAGCAAGAUAAUAAUUCUUCUAAUGAACUUGAACAAAGGCUUAGUAGAAUUGAGUCGAUGAUAGAAGCAAUUUCGUUCGAUUCCCGUUCACGUAGUAAAAAUAGAAUAUUUCAAAAUAAGAGAAACAAGAGUAGUCGUUCACACAGUCGUGCAAAUUCAAAUUUAGGGUCGAAUAUCUGUUGGUAUCAUAGACGAUUCAAGAAAAAUGCUAAAAAAUGCGACAAGCCCUGCAACUUUGAUAAAAAGAAUAACCCAAACUAA